AAAAAAAGAAAGGAGGAAAAAAGCAAACACUGCUGUGGUACUACAUCUGGAAUACAGAGACUCGUGCUUUGAGAAUCUAUAGUGGGAUCCCAUAGUAAACGCAACCUUGUGUUUUCUUCCUGCUCUCUUUCGCUUUUAAAGGAUUUUUAAUCUCACUCUCUCACCUACGAGACCCAAAAUGCUGGCCAUUCUGCUCGCAACGUUAGUCUUACAUCUGACAGAUCUUAUCAUUCUCUUCGUUUCCACAUGUGCUAAUGCUUGGAGAAGACAUGGAGAUGCAAGUUAUGACCUCUGGUAUGACUGCACACAAAAUAAUGGAGGUUAUCAAUGCAGUGGGACUAAUGAUGCAGACUGGCUUCAAGCAGUGCAGGCGCUCAUGGUUCUCGCCACCAUUUUCUGCCUGAUCUCCUUCAUCAUCUUCCUCUGCCAGCUCUUCACUCUCGUAAAGGGAGGUCGCUUCUUUUUCACGGCUGUCUUCCAGGUCCUCGCCAGUCUGUUCGUGAUGAGUGGGGCCAUCAUCUACACAGUGAUGAGUCCAGGGUGGAAAGAUGACAAUGAGAAUUACGGAUACGCCUUCGUCCUGGCCUGGCUGGCGUUCCCUCUCACACUCAUCAGUGGCUUCAUUUACAUUGUCCUGAGGAAAAAAGAAUGAGAGUUCAGCCCUCAGGGAUUGUUCUAGAACUGAGAACACUACUCAGCUGACAGACUCUAACCAAUCGGCCGCCUCCUCCAGGCCUGAAUAUUUAGACCUAAUGUGAUCAACAAAACUGACAGUUCAUGAAGAUUCAAUACAGUGAAGACGCAAUGGUUGCCUUUGGCUGGCGAGCCUAUUUAUAUCACUUUUACAUAGCUUUUUUUUGUAAAUAGUAAUGCUAUGACAUGUCAAUGAAGGCCCUGAUUUUUAAAAAAAGUUUUACUCAUGGAGGAAAGAUAUAGGAAAAGUAUAAAUCUUUUUGUUUGUUUUGUAUUAUGUGUUAUAACCCCUUUCAAAUAUCUUGUUUUUAAAUGUCAUAAUAAAGUGUAUUCUCAAAAGGGAAUCUGUUGAUGUCGACUUGAAAUUUUUCUUAUAUCCAAAUUCCAGAAGUGUGUUUUGUUUCUUGAAAUUUUUUUAGUGGUGCUAUGUAUUUACCAUUGCUGAACUUUAUACCUAGAUAAUACGUAUAGGCUCAAAUGUUGUGUUAAAUAUCACAAAAAACAUUUUAUAAUGCAUAUUUUACCUGUGAUUAUAUCACUUUAUGAGAUGUCUUCUUUCUGUAAUAUUUUUGUUUUGUUUUGUUUUUAGGAAAAAAUAAAUUUCUAAUUUUU
Megalobrama amblycephala (Wuchang bream) is the source of this 1305-nucleotide messenger RNA. It is a transcript of the gene pmp22a, whose product is annotated as peripheral myelin protein 22a. The record is from RefSeq and is a predicted model, not a curated record. The transcript is spliced from 5 exons. Gene Ontology annotation, cellular component: plasma membrane. The coding region runs from base 179 to 652 and encodes 157 amino acids. NCBI's taxonomy places the organism in Eukaryota, Metazoa, Chordata, Actinopteri, Cypriniformes, Xenocyprididae.